AUGACGACAACUACCGGUCAAGUUACAAAAACGGGUGAAUUAAAAACUUCAACAGCUCCCGCUUCAAAAGGCUCAACAACGGCAAGUACAAUAACAACAACCACCAAAAGCUCCUCUACAAUCGUCGUGAUAGUUGUGAUUGCUGUUAUUCUGAUCAUCAUUGUCAUUGGAGUUUCUGUCUACUUUUUUGUCAUAAGGAAGAAGCCUGAUAAGAAGGCAAAAGAUCCUGAGGGAGGUGAUGAGUCAAAAGGAGAUGCUGAAGAAGAGGGUGAUAAGAAGGAAGAAGAUGGUAGAGGGAAAGAAGAGGAUGAGGGUGAUAAGUCUAAAGACGACGAGGAAGACGGUGAUAAGUCUAAAGAAGAUGAAGAAGAAGAUGACAAGAAAGAAGUAAAGGGUUCGGAGUCAAAAACGGAAGGCGAAACCAAAGAAGAAGAACAGACGGGUGCAACAUCGGUUGAUACUGAAGCGAAGAAAGAAGGCGAAACAAAUGAAGUCGAAAGUUUGUCGCCAGAAGAAAAGAAGAUUGAGGAUGAGAUAUAUAAAGUGUGA
Messenger RNA from Meloidogyne enterolobii, 549 nucleotides. The record is from the annotation of a GenBank genome assembly. Lineage: Eukaryota; Metazoa; Nematoda; Chromadorea; Rhabditida; Meloidogynidae.